AUGAUCAAGCUUGCAACCUUUCUUUCUAUCCUGAAACCAAAGUUUGGACCGGGUCAAAGAACGGAAAUGAGCUCAGAGGAUGUGAAGGAUUCAGAGGAGGCGAGAAGUUCGGAGGAGGUAUUCGCCACUAGUUCUUCAUCAAAACCCUACCUGCAGGAAGAUAUCGACCCAGUGAAGUCCACAGAUGUAGAAGCGGGCCAACUCUAUGCAACAAUCAGUUCCUCUAAUACCGUGAAUAAUGCGGCGAAUGAGAGGGAUGUUGAAGCGAGCAGCCGAAACGCUGAGGUUUCCGAAGAAAAAGACAGCAACCGCGGAUUCCUUUACGGCUUCUUUGGAACGCUGGUAUUUACUGCCUGUGUAGUAGCAAUAGUGAUACUGGCCUUAGCAGCCAAGAAUGAUAGAGCGAGGAAUAACGACGACAACUUUGAUUGGCCUCACCCGUCCAACGUCGCUGAAGGUAGAUACGACAAGGCAGGCGUAAGCACCGAUCAUCUGUUAUGCUCAGAAAUAGCAGUAGAUAUUCUGAAAAAAGGUGGAAACGCUGUCGAUGCUGCUGUUGCAAUUAUGUUUUGCUUGGGAGUUACUAAUCCCGAGUCUAGUGGACUCGGUGGUGGGUUCAUCAUGACCUUAUACAACAGGGAAACGGCACCAGCAGCAGCCGAUGAAAAUAUGUUUGUAAACGACACCGAAGCUGCCCAAUUUGGAUAUCGGUCUAUCGCCGUACCAUCAGAAUUAGCUGGGUCCUGGUACGCAUAUAAAAAUUACGGGUCAGGAUCUGUUGCUUGGAAGGAUCUCGUUCUACCGUCUGCAAAGUUAUGUCGAGAAGGAACUACUGUUACGAAAUACAUGGAAACUGCUUUAUAUGAUAAGAAAGACAACAUAUUGCGAUCCCCUACAAUGAAGAGGUGGAUCAACCCUGCUACAAACGAUGUGUGGAGAGAGGGUGACGUCGUAGUUAGGGAAAAUCUAGCAGAGACACUGGAACUGAUUGCGAACUCAGUCGAUCCUGUCAAACUUUUCUAUCAUGGAGUCAUGGCUGACGACAUCGUUAAGGAAAUCAGGGAGCAUGGUGGCAUAAUCACAAAAGCGGACCUUUCUUCGUACGAACCUACCCUAUAUGAACAGAUGACGAAUGAUCACUUCCGCGGUGACCUUGUGAUGUGCGGUGCUCCACCUCCCUCUUCUUUCUCGAUCACACAGCUUAUCGUUUCCGUGAUGAGCGCCUUAUAUCCGGAGGGUCACAAUGUUGACAUACGCAGCAACUCCAGGUUCUACCAUGAUCUCAUUGAAACGAUGAAAUUUGCAUAUGCUCAGAGAACAUAUCUGGGUGAUGCCAAAUUCGUACCAAAAGCAAUGCAAAUAGCAGAAAACUUAACUACUCCAGAGUAUACCAAGUGGGUAGUAGAACGGAUCAAAGACAAGGCACAACCUCUUUCGUAUUAUGGAGGUUUCAACGAAAGUCAAGUGGAAGACCACGGAACAGCUCACGUAUCCGUUAUCGAUGAGUUUGGCAAUGCUGUGGGUGUAACCACAACUAUCAACCUUUGGUUUGGUGCAGUGGUCGAGUCUGAAAAGUAUGGUAUCAUUUGGAACGAUGAAAUGGACGAUUUCUCAAUUCCUGGAGUUCCCAAUGCAUACGGCUUUCCUCCAUCUGAGAGCAACUUUAUCAAACCGGGCAAACGGCCUAUGAGCAGCAUGACUCCUACCGUAAUCUUCGACCGUAAAACAAAGCAGCCCAGAAUGGUGGUAGGAGCUUCAGGUGGAUCAAAGAUUAUAUCCGCAACAGCAAAAACCAUCAUUCGACAUUUGUUCUUCGGUGAAACUCUAAAAGAAGCUAUUGACGCUCCAAUGCUCCACAAUCAGUUCGUGCCAAUCACCAGUAUGAUUGACCAAUAUUUCCCAACGAAGUUGCGACGAAUUCUUGAAAACAGGCAUGAUCAGAACUUCACCGGCAAUACUGGUUUUAAAGGAGUAACCCAUACGGUUGCCCUCUAUGGCGGUGGAGUAGGUGCUUGCGGUGACUUCAGACGGGAAACUCCGCAGGACCCUGCCGGUUAUUGAGUUCUUCGAGAUGGUGGUGGAUCACUCUGCUACCCUCUAAAACAUCUCGAUGUAUAGAACAGCGAUUUUUAUCAGGACAUAUUGUAUAUCAAACUUUCGUCGAAACUUUUAUUAGUCUGAUUUAUAGUAUACUUGUUGAUUCAUGCUGCAUUUGUUUCAACAAAAUUUUUCCCUGAAAAUAACAAUUACAAGAAAAAUUAGUUUUUUAACCGUAUUGCUCAGCAAAACUUCACUUUAUCAGGCAGUUACUUAACUAGUUACUUACGUUUAGGCACUAGUAUAUGAACAAAAUUUUUGCUCAAUAUCGUGGCAAAUAUUGUGAUUUUUCUCGAUUUUCCUGUAUCAUUUCGCGUGGAAAUAAACACUUUAUUCUCCGUCA
Molecule: messenger RNA, 2440 nt
Organism: Cylicocyclus nassatus
Lineage: Eukaryota; Metazoa; Nematoda; Chromadorea; Rhabditida; Strongylidae
Source: the annotation of a GenBank genome assembly